This is a messenger RNA of Sporothrix schenckii 1099-18, 471 nucleotides long. RefSeq lists its product as uncharacterized. Lineage: Eukaryota; Fungi; Ascomycota; Sordariomycetes; Ophiostomatales; Ophiostomataceae. The transcript has a single exon. Bases 1 to 471 code for a protein of 156 amino acids. The record is from RefSeq and is a predicted model, not a curated record.
AUGUCAAGCCGUGUUAGAAGUUCCGGCCCCAUGGCCGUCGGCCGCAACAAUUCCAACGGCAUUGAACUCGAAAUAUCGGGACCCGAGGAUCCUAGAUGUGGCGAGAUCGUGAAGAUCACUCUCAUCUUCCACGUUAGGAAGAACCUAGCCAAGCAGCACCUAGACCGUUAUUGGAACACUUACCAAGCGGCGGCUACCAUCACCCCAGUCAACGGAGACAGCGAAUUCAUUCUUCCCGCAUUUGCAUUUGAAAACCAACUCAUUGAAGCAAAUCGAGCCUCUCGCAGGGACUGGCAAAUGUACACAUUCACACUUGAGACCGACUCGGCCUUGAUUAACGAGGGUCGGUACACCAUUAACGCCAGCGUUUCGGCUUUUUAUCAGAUCAUUACCAGCGAUGGUUCUACCCCGGACGUGAACGGGGAGGAUCCCCUUAUCACAGCCGACAAGGAAGUCCACUUUACAUUCUAA